Molecule: messenger RNA, 379 nt
Organism: Meloidogyne enterolobii
Lineage: Eukaryota; Metazoa; Nematoda; Chromadorea; Rhabditida; Meloidogynidae
Source: the annotation of a GenBank genome assembly
UUUUGUCUUCAACAACAAUGCCUCCAAUUUGUACCAAUAUUUUUCGUCCAAUGCUGCGUCCUCUUUCCCGUUAUGCGCACUUGAAUGGAACUCCGGGAAUUUACAAUACUGUUCCGAAUUGGAAGCCUGGACCGGGUUGGCGACCACAGAGUCCACAAGGACCUUAUCUUGAUGGCUGGGCUAUGGGGUAUUGGCAUUAUACUCGACCACACAAUCUUCCAUUACUUUUUGCUAAAGCGGCAGUCUACCUUGCCUCUGCUUUUUGGCUUCCAUUUUUCGUUGUGGAAUAUCAAUUGAAGAAGUCAAAGGCAGCAAGUUGAGAGCCUGAACGUACUCUAUAGACGCUUUAUGAGAAAAAAGUUUGGAAAAUUGUCUAGGA